This is a messenger RNA of Microthlaspi erraticum, 1449 nucleotides long. The record is from the annotation of a GenBank genome assembly. Lineage: Eukaryota; Viridiplantae; Streptophyta; Magnoliopsida; Brassicales; Brassicaceae.
AUGAGUUUCCUCAGAGGUAUAAUUGAUUCGUUUAGCUCGAUUUUCACCGAAGACUCCAAGCACGAUCAUAGCGUAUCAACAUCUUCUUCUAAUUCAAUGAACGGUGUCGACGGAGUCUCAGUUUCUAACGAACGAAUUGCGUAUAAGCUCAAAGGAUACUUCGAUUUGGCGAAAGAGGAAAUCGCCAAAGGUGUUAGAGCGGAAGAGUGGGGCUUACACGACGAAGCGCUCCUUCAUUACAGAAAUGCUCAGAGAAUCAUGAACGAAGCUACUUCCACGCCUUCUCCUUCGUAUAUCAGUUCCAGUGAAAAGGAGAAGGUGAGAUCGUACAGAGAGAAGAUUUCCAAAUGGCAAAAUCAAGUCUCAGAGAGAUUGCAAGCUCUCGGUGUUGGAAUCUCUGAGAAAAAGAGAACUGGACCAUCUCCUUCUUCAGCUUCAGUUUCCGCUACAAGAAGAGUCUCGUCACAAAAGACUCCAGUUGCUAGAGGUGGCACUGCAGCAACGGCAAGGAACUCUAAAGAAGCUACUGCAAACCCAAAACCUGUGAAAGAAUCUGGAAAUGGGUACGAUGAUAAGUUAGUAGAGAUGAUAACUACAACGAUAGUGGAUAGAAGCCCAUCUGUGAAGUGGGAUGAUGUCGCUGGACUUGAUGGAGCUAAACAAGCUUUAUUGGAGAUGGUUAUAUUACCGGCGAAACGAAGAGAUUUGUUCACUGGUCUCCGAAGACCAGCAAGAGGUCUGCUUCUCUUUGGUCCACCUGGCAAUGGAAAGACAAUGCUUGCCAAGGCAGUCGCUUCUGAGUCACAGGCUACGUUCUUCAAUGUCUCAGCAUCUUCUUUGACCUCAAAAUGGGUGGGUGAGGCUGAGAAGCUAGUUAAAACGCUGUUUGAAGUUGCAAUCUCCAGACAACCGUCUGUGAUAUUUAUGGAUGAAAUAGAUAGUAUAAUGUCUACAAGGUCGACCAGUGAGAAUGAAGCAAGCAGAAGAUUGAAGUCAGAAUUCCUUAUCCAGUUUGAUGGUGUCACUUCAAAUCCUGAUGACUUGGUGAUUGUCAUUGGAGCUACAAACAAGCCACAGGAGUUGGAUGAUGCAGUGCUUAGGAGAUUGGUGAAGAGAAUAUACGUACCAUUGCCGGAUUCAAACGUCAGGAAACUACUUUUCAAAACCAAGUUGAAGUGCCAGCCCCACUCUUUAUCCGGUGGCGACAUUGAUAACAUCGUCAGAGAAACCGAAGGUUACUCAGGGAGUGAUCUUCAAGCGUUGUGUGAAGAAGCUGCAAUGAUGCCAAUCAGAGAACUUGGUGCCAAUAUUCUAACCAUUCAAGCAAACAAAGUGAGACCGCUGAGAUACGAUGAUUUUCGGAGAUCGAUGGCAGUGAUCAGACCAAGCUUGAGUAAAAGCAAAUGGGAAGAGCUUGAACGUUGGAACUCAGAGUUUGGCUCUAAUUAG